UUAGUCAUCGGGAAAAAAUCUCAAACGAUUCCCUUCUCUAGAAUUUGCUGUACCAGUAGAAGCUCAUAACAAUGGCGUCCUCACUUGCUCUGAAGAAGCUCGUCUCCUCAUCCCUGCUUCCCAGCUCCCUGCGUAUGGUUCGCCCGAUGGGAGUCGCCGCUCCGUCUGCCUCCCGCCUCUUCAACACCAACGCCGUACGCGAUUACGACGAAGACGGUGACGAGCGCCAGAUGGAUGUCGAUCGUCGCUCUCGUCGCCCGUUUCCACGCAGCCGCGACGAUUUCCUCUCAGAGGUGUUCGAUCCGUUCUCUCCGACGAGGAGCUUGAGUCAGGUGCUGAACCUGAUGGACCAAUUCAUGGAGAACCCCCUGCUCUCUCCGGCACGCAACGUCGGAGGUGGAGUCCGACGGGGCUGGGACGCUCGCGAGACGGAGGAAGGUCUGCAGCUGCGCGUGGACAUGCCGGGGCUGGGGAAAGAAGACGUGAAGGUGUCGGUGGAGCAGAACACCCUGGUGAUCAGGGGCGAAGGAGGGAAGGAAUCGGACGAGAAGGAGAGCGCGGGGAGGUACUCGAGCAGGAUCGAUCUGCCGGAGAAGAUGUACAGGACGGAUCAGGUGAAGGCGGAGAUGAAGAACGGGGUGCUGAAGGUGACGGUGCCAAAGGUGAAGGAGGAGGAGCGGAAGGACGUGAUUAGUGUCAGCGUUGAGUGAUUUCUGUUUAUCUGCGGUGUGGAUUCAAGGGUUUAGGGUUUUGAAGGAAUCAAUAAAACAGUGAAUGUUUA
Molecule: messenger RNA, 781 nt
Organism: Linum trigynum
Lineage: Eukaryota; Viridiplantae; Streptophyta; Magnoliopsida; Malpighiales; Linaceae
Source: the annotation of a GenBank genome assembly